UCAUUUAUCAUUCCUCCGCGCCACUUCUUAUUUUUUCACGCCGUCUCCUCUGUUCAUUUCCGCCGCCGCCUCUCUCCCGUUUACUGCCGUCGCCGCGGUCUUCUUUCUACCGCUCGUGCCGCUGAAGGCUUCCCUAGCGAUUCUCUGAGUGUGGAGUCCAAAUUUCCAUAUCUCAUUCCUCAAUUCUACUCCUACAACCCGCUCUCUGCAACAUGUCCGCUUCAUCUGAAACUCCCAUGGAUGAGUCGCUCUCUGCCGGCGUCAGCAAGAAGGCUGCUAAGAAGGAGGCUGCUAAGCAGGAGAAGUUGCGUCGUCGCCAGGAAGCAGCUGCUGAAGUUGCCAUUUCGUCUCUUGAUGUUGAGGACGACCCGCUAUCGGCUAACUAUGGCGAUGUUCCACUCUCCAACCUCCAAUCCAAAGAGGCUAAGAAUAUCGAGAAUUGGACUCAGGUUGGCUCUUUGACAGGGGAGCUUAAAGAUAAGUAUGUGCUGUUGCGUGGACGAGUUCAGACGAUUCGUGCUGUUGCCAAGAAGAUGGCAUUUUUGGUAGUGAGAGAAAAGGGAUUCACUGUGCAAUGCGUUGUGUCAGAGCAGCCCGAGCUUGUCAGUCGCCAGAUGGUUAAGUACGUCGUUGGAUUGAGCCGUGAGUCUAUUGUUGACGUUGAAGGAGUUGUGUCUGUGCCCAAUGUUGCCAUCAAAGGAGCUACACAGCAGGUGGAGAUUCAAGUAAGGAAAGUAUAUUGCAUCAGUAAGGCAAUGCCUACUCUGCCUAUAAAUAUUGAGGACGCUGCUCGUAGUGAAGCUGAAAUUGAGAAAGCGUUGCAGGCUGGUGAGCAACUAGUACGUGUUAACCAGGAUACACGGUUGAACUACAGAGUCCUCGACAUACGAACUCCCGCUAACCAAGGAAUUUUUCGAAUUCAAUGUCAAGUUGGAGCUAUAUUUAGACAAUUUCUGUUGUCUGAAGGUUUUGUUGAAAUCCAUACUCCAAAGUUGAUUGGGGGCUCCAGUGAAGGUGGUGCUUCUGUUUUUAGGUUGGAUUACAAAGGCCAGCCCGCUUGUCUGGCGCAGUCGCCGCAGCUACAUAAGCAAAUGGCUAUCUGUGGCGACUUUGGGCGUGUAUUUGAGAUCGGUCCUGUUUUCAGAGCGGAGGAUUCUUACACACAUAGGCAUCUGUGUGAGUUUACAGGACUUGAUGUUGAAAUGGAGAUCAAAACUCAUUAUUCUGAGGUCAUGAACAUCGUGGACCGUUUGUUUGUCAAAAUGUUUGACAGUUUGAAUGAAAACUGUAAGAAGGAGCUUGAAGCUAUUGAUAGACAGUAUCCUUUCGAACCGUUGAAGUACUUACGAAACACUCUACGACUUACGUUUGAGGAAGGAAUUCAGAUGCUGAAGGAUGCCGGUGUCGAGAUUGAUCCUCUUGGGGAUCUUAAUACAGAGGCCGAGAGGAAAUUGGGACAGCUCGUCUUAGAGAAAUAUGGCACAGAGUUCUACAUUCUUCACCGAUAUCCUUUGGCUGUUAGGCCAUUCUAUACUAUGCCUUGCUAUGAUAAUCCAACUUAUAGUAACUCAUUCGACGUCUUCAUUAGAGGGGAAGAAAUCAUUUCCGGGGCUCAGCGUGUUCAUGUACCUGAAUUUCUGGCCGAACGUGCACAAGCAUGUGGGAUCGAUGUAAAAACCAUAGAAACAUACAUCGAUUCAUUCAGAUAUGGUGCUCCUCCUCAUGGUGGAUUCGGAGUAGGUUUGGAGCGUGUCGUGAUGCUUUUCUGUGGUUUGAAUAACAUCCGCAAAACCUCGUUGUUCCCUCGUGACCCACAAAGGAUCGCUCCUUAGGAUGUCACGAGUAAUGUGUAUGUCGAUUUUCGAAAUUGGCUUUCUGUUGCCUCUUUUCUCCCUUCAUGGAAGAAAAAAUAAAAUAAAAUUUUGAUAUACUUAUGGUUGAUUAAAUACAAUUGUUUUCAUGAUUGUAA
Cucurbita moschata (crookneck pumpkin) is the source of this 1969-nucleotide messenger RNA. Its product is annotated as aspartate--tRNA ligase 2, cytoplasmic-like. Lineage: Eukaryota; Viridiplantae; Streptophyta; Magnoliopsida; Cucurbitales; Cucurbitaceae. The record is from RefSeq and is a predicted model, not a curated record. Gene Ontology annotation, cellular component: aminoacyl-tRNA synthetase multienzyme complex; cytoplasm; cytosol. The transcript has 10 exons. Gene Ontology annotation, molecular function: aspartate-tRNA ligase activity; ATP binding; RNA binding. Gene Ontology annotation, biological process: aspartyl-tRNA aminoacylation. The coding region runs from base 213 to 1832 and encodes 539 amino acids.